Molecule: messenger RNA, 1915 nt
Organism: Linum trigynum
Lineage: Eukaryota; Viridiplantae; Streptophyta; Magnoliopsida; Malpighiales; Linaceae
Source: the annotation of a GenBank genome assembly
AUUUCCUCCUCCUCUGUAACCUGCUUCCUCCCCUGCCCUGAAAACCUCUGUUUUUUUUCCCCUCCCCUGUUCCGCCUCUUCCCACCUGCAUUCCAAUCCCCAAUCGGCCGGCGACUUCUCCUUCUCCCCGGUGAGUUAGACACAAAUCCUCUUCUCUCCCUCACCAUCCAUUUCAUUCCAUUGAUCUAAACUCUGCAUCUUACUCUGGCUCCCGUCCUUCCUCCCCUGCCUUAGCUCCACAUCUAUAAAAUCCCUACAAACUAUGUAAAGCUUCACUUUCCUCUCCCCUUCCCACAAAAAACCCAAAAAAAAAAGUUUCUUUUUUUGUAUUGAUUAUGUUCAUGCAUCGAUUCUAGCUGUAGCCAUCGUUUAGAUCGUGGCUAAGGUCGAGAUUAUCACCCUGUAGCGAGACCAUCAUAAAAACCCAUCAAAUUAUGUAAUCUCGAUUCACCUUACUACCCACCAAUCCCCAUAAAAAAACCCAAAAAAAAAUUUACAUUUCAAGUAUAAAAAAGAAGAAAAAAAGUUGGACGGAAGAAGGAUGCCGGAAUCGGAAGGAGGAACGCCGGUGGCGACGUCUGCGCCGGGGACUCCGGGAGGUCCCCUGUUUUCGGCGGAGAGGGUGGAGUCGCUGUCGUACGAUCGGAAGUCGAUGGCGGCGAGAUGCAAGUGCUUGCCGGUGACGGUGCGAGCGUGGAGUCAACCCGACACUCCCACCUGCUUCACUGAUUUCCCCACUCCCGAUAUCUCGCUCAGUCGCAAGCUAGGUGCGGAGUUCGUGGGCACCUUCAUACUCAUCUUCGCGGCGACGGCAGGCCCCAUCGUCAACCAGAAGUACGCCGGCGCCGAGACCCUGAUCGGCAACGCCGCCUGCUCGGGCCUAGCCGUGAUGAUCAUCAUCCUGUCGACGGGACACAUCUCCGGCGCCCACUUGAACCCUUCGCUAACCAUCGCGUUCGCUUUCCUCCGCCACUUCCCCUGGGCCCACGUCCCGGCCUACAUCGCUGCCCAGGUAACGGCGUCAAUCUGCGCGGCAUUCGCACUCAAGGGCGUGUUUCAUCCCUUUAUGUCCGGCGGCGUCACCGUGCCUUCCGUCGCCACCGGCCAGGCUUUUGCACUUGAGUUCAUUAUUACUUUCGUCCUGCUUUUUGUUGUUACUGCCGUUGCUACGGAUACUCGCGCGGUGGGGGAGCUGGCCGGGAUUGCGGUUGGUGCUACGGUUAUGCUCAACAUUCUUGUUGCAGGGACAUCGACCGGAGCGUCGAUGAACCCAGUGAGGACACUCGGGCCGGCGGUGGCGGCAGGGAACUACAGGAAACUCUGGAUAUACCUGGUUGCGCCGACCCUCGGCGCUCUUGCCGGAGCUGGCACCUACACCGCCGUGAAGCUCGAAGACACCGAAGCUCACCCGCCUCGUCCGGUCAGGAGCUUCCGCCACUAGACUGAAAACUACACCGUAUUUGUACGUUACUGCUACUGUACUACAGUGUUCGGUGUUUGCUACUUUGCUCUGUAAUAAACGCGAUGUGACUGAAAUUCCACGCCUGAAUUAUUACCUUAAUUACUAAGGUCUAAGUAAGCUUCUCUUGUGUCUGUGUGUUGUAAUUAUUACCUUAAUUACCACUCUCUGCGAGAAAGUGAUUAUCGAACAACAAGGUUUUGAUAUUCUAAAAAUUGCACGAUUUGGGGAAUGACUAAAUUGUGACGAUCAUUCACGUAAAAUUAUGUUUUAGAGCUGAUUGGUUGUCAUAAUGCGACUGACUUCAUAUCGUUGAUAUUAUAUAAAUUCCCUUCCAGUUAUUACUUCUUUAAUUUUUCACGGUAAAUGAAGAAAGUUUCAUAUAUAAUCGCUGCAAGUGGGUUCAGCUACUAAAGCUUCCCGGCAGCAAUCAUAUAAUAAAUAACUUCUUUUCCA